Molecule: messenger RNA, 1251 nt
Organism: Manis pentadactyla (Chinese pangolin)
Lineage: Eukaryota; Metazoa; Chordata; Mammalia; Pholidota; Manidae
Gene: MSRB1
Product: methionine sulfoxide reductase B1
Exons: 4
Molecular function (GO): peptide-methionine (R)-S-oxide reductase activity
Source: RefSeq, a predicted model, not a curated record
UGGAGGCUGGCGCAGUCCCGGGGUAGGCGCCGGCGGCCGCGGGUGUGUCCCGGCGGCGGGCGCGCAUCGGCCCCUGCGGCGCCAUGUCCUUCUGCAGCUUCUUCGGGGGCGAGGUCUUCCAGAACCACUUCGAGCCGGGCAUCUACGCUUGUGCUAAGUGUGGCUAUGAGCUCUUCUCCAGCCGCUCCAAGUAUGCCCAUUCGUCCCCAUGGCCGGCCUUCACUGAGACCAUCCACACUGAUAGUGUGGCCAAGCGUCCGGAGCACAAUCGGCCUGAAGCCUUGAAGGUGUCCUGUGGCAGGUGUGGCAAUGGGCUGGGCCAUGAGUUCCUGAACGACGGCCCCAAGCGGGGGCAGUCCCGCUUCUGAAUAUUCAGCAGCUCUCUGAAGUUCAUCCCUAAAGGCAAAGACACUUCUGCCUCCCAGGCGCAGUAGGCAGGCAGCCCACACCCUUUCCAGGUGGACACCACCGUGGCCACACUCCGGUGGCCCACCUUGGAACGAACCGGAACCCCAGGCAUUCAGGUCGGCGGGUAGCUGAAACAUCAGGAAGGCUCCCAGGGCCUUGGCUCUGUGCUGGUUCUCCUUGGGAAAAGCCCUGGUCUGCCAUCAACAGCCUGUACCCUGCUGCCAGAAUGGGCCUGGAGGACCCAGCUGUCGGCUCAUCUUAGCGUCCUGCUCACACGGGUCUCCAGGGGGUGGGCUCUAGGCCCAGCCAUCUUAAGUCCACUGCCCCCUCCCUGCUUGUCUGGAUUUACCCCUGUGGGGCGCAGUACUAAGGUGGGCCCCAGCCCUUGCCAAAGCUCAUGUCCAUCUUCUCCAGGCUGCACUAGGAGGCAGAAUAAUACAAGGGGGCCCAGCCAGCCACUCCAGCCCCGGUCACUAUAUGAUUCACUCUGGUUAAACCCUUCUAGGCAACCAGAGUGGUGAUAACCUGUGACCCACUUGGAGGGCAGGCCAGGGUCACACAGCCCUGGUUUCUCAGUUACGUGACAUCCUGAACCUGUUUCACAACCUAUGCGGGUGCAGCUUGCCUCACUUGGGCUUAAGAAAGCAGCUCUUACUCCAUUACCUUGACUGUACCAGGCUGGGGAGCUCAGAGCCCCCAGCCUACAGGGCACACCAUCCCGGAACUCAGAGACAUGCCUUACUGCGUAUGCUCAGAAGCUCUCCCGGAAGGGCGGUUGAUGCUGAAGCCCUCCCAUCUUGAGCCCUCUCUGGAGCAAUCAGAUCAAUAAAUGGAUGAAACCCA